Messenger RNA from Dacryopinax primogenitus, 2297 nucleotides. Its product is annotated as Adaptor protein complex beta subunit. Bases 75 to 2252 code for a protein of 725 amino acids. Gene Ontology annotation, molecular function: clathrin binding. Lineage: Eukaryota; Fungi; Basidiomycota; Dacrymycetes; Dacrymycetales; Dacrymycetaceae. Gene Ontology annotation, biological process: vesicle-mediated transport; intracellular protein transport. The record is from RefSeq and is a predicted model, not a curated record. Gene Ontology annotation, cellular component: membrane coat. The transcript has 7 exons.
AGCGCUUCACACCCAACUAUUGUCAUUGUAUACCGUUGGCUGCUACGAUUCUCGUCUGAGUGUUCUUCGUGGCUAUGAAUCUUUCGCGAGCGGCGCCUAAGAAGGGCGAAAACUUCGAGCUUCGCAGCGACUUAAACAGCGAGUACCGCGACCGACGAAAGGAUGCCAUCAAGCGUGUCAUCGCCAACAUGACCGUCGGGAAGGACGUCAGCGGGCUCUUCCCAGACGUCUUGAAGAACAUGCAGACGGACGAUCUGGAGCAAAAGAAGCUGGUCUACCUCUACCUGAUGAACUACGCCAAAACGCAACCGGAACUCGUUAUUCUCGCUGUCAACACGUUUGUAAAGGAUGCUGACGAUCCGAAUCCGCUCGUACGCGCUCUCGCGAUUCGUACGAUGGGUAUGUUGCGCGCAGAGAAGAUCAUCGAUUACUUGAGCGACCCACUGCAGAAGUGCUUGCGAGAUGAAAAUCCUUACGUACGGAAGACGGCGUGUCUAUGCGUUGCGAAGCUGUACGAUCUGAAGCCUGAACUCGCUAUCGACAAUGGUUUCAUUGGCCAACUUCAGGAAAUGGUCUCUGACAGCAACCCUAUGGUCGUUGCCAAUGCCAUUACCGCAUUGACCGAUAUCCAUGCGACUGCCGUCCUCAACGCAACCGAGUCUUCACCCGCGCCAUUACAGGCAAACUUCAUUAUUACCCCACAAGUCCUAGGCAAACUCUUGAUUGCUUUGGGCGAAUCCUCUGAGUGGGGCCGGGUGGCCCUUCUCACCUGCCUAGCUCGAUACAAGGCCGUCGACGAGAAGGAGUCGGAACACAUUUGUGAACGGGUAUUACCUCAGUUCCAACAUGUCAAUGGGAGCGUGGUAUUAGCCGCUGUUAAGGUGAUGAUGGUUCAUAUGAGGCAUCUCACUCGCGAGGAUCUCGUUAAGCAGAUCAUCAAGAAGAUGGCCCCUCCGCUCGUCACUCUGGUCUCUUCUGCUCCGGAAACGCAAUGGGUCGCUCUCCGGAAUAUCAACCUUCUCCUUCAAAAACGACCCGAUAUUCUUCAGAACGAAAUGCGUGUCUUUUUUUGCAAGUACAACGACCCGCCAUAUGUGAAGCUCGAGAAGUUAGACAUCAUGAUUCGUCUUGCCCAAGAAAAGAACGUCGACACGUUGCUGAGCGAACUCAAGGAAUACGCGUCGGAAGUCGAUGUAGAUUUCGUGAGGCGUGCUAUCAAGGCGAUUGGACAAUGCGCUAUAAAGAUUGAGAGCUCGGCUGGCCGAUGCGUACAGGUGUUGCUCGAGUUGAUUAAUACGCGUGUCAGUUACGUGGUGCAGGAAGCAGUGGUUGUCAUGAAGGACAUUUUCCGGAAAUAUCCCCACAACUAUGAGGGAGUCAUCCCAACAUUAUGCGCAAACCUGGACGAACUGGAUGAACCGGAAGCGAAGGCCUCGCUGAUCUGGAUCAUCGGUGAGUAUGCGGAGAAGAUUGACAACGCGAGCGAACUUCUUGGCGUUUUUGUGGACAGCUUCUUGGAAGAGGCAUACCAGGUGCAAUUACAGACCUUGACUGCUGUGGUCAAGCUAUACAUGAAGAAGCCGGAGAGCGCCCAAGGUGUCGUCUCAAAGGUACUGGAAACAGCUACCAAGGACUGUGACAGCCCGGAUGUUCGGGACCGUGCAUAUAUCUACUGGCGCUUACUUUCCACUGACCCUAACGCGGCCAAGGCUGUCAUCUUGGCAACUCGACCACCGAUUACUCUGGCACAGACAACAGUACCGCCUGUGAUACUCGAGGAACUAUUGGGUGAAAUUGGCACGCUCGCGAGCGUGUACCACAAGCCAGCGGAAACUUUCGUCGGAAGGGGACGUGUGGGUGCGGACGCGGUUCAUCGCAAGAUCGAAGGUCAGGAAGACGAGGCAAUCCGAGAAAAGGCAUUGCAGACGCUUGUGGCUGGGCAACAGGCCGAAAAUCUUCUCGAUUUCGAUGAGGCGGUCGCUGGUGAAGACCAGCCAACUGGCCUCGCCGCUACUACCGCUGCCGUCGUACAGUCCAGUGCUGGACAUAAAGUACUCACCUCCGCAAACCCGUUGGAUGAUCUGGCAUCUCUCUUUGGCUCAAGCAGUCUCGCUACUCCAACCCAAGCACCGGCCCCAUCACCCAUGUCACCGCCUGCAUCCAUGUUCCCCUCUGUUCCUUCUGCUGCGCCACUGUCCAAUGGACCUGCGGUGCCGUCUAAGCCACAGGAGGAUCUGCUUGGGUUAUUCUAGAUUCUUAUUGUAUUCGUGUCGCAUAGUAUUGUCGAGCAAUGUCAU